Orbicella faveolata is the source of this 4471-nucleotide messenger RNA. RefSeq lists its product as uncharacterized. NCBI's taxonomy places the organism in Eukaryota, Metazoa, Cnidaria, Anthozoa, Scleractinia, Merulinidae. The record is from RefSeq and is a predicted model, not a curated record.
GAGUGUUUAGAACUUCUGCUUCGAAGGCAGGUUUGUCUCUGGGUGUAAACAACAUCGCCUUUAUACGCUCGUUUGAGGAGGGAUAAUGGAAACUACCGAACCUUAAAGCCUUCGACUGUCAAUUAUUUAAACAGAAGGUUCGCAUACCUCCCCAAAGAGUAAUAAGAUUUCCUCCGGAGACGAUGACCGCGGCCAAAAGACUCAUUUGUUGACUCUUUUGUGACAGAUUUCACUGGAGUCUUCAUCGUACGUUACAACAGACAUUUCCCUAUAGCCAUGCGUUAUGUUACAUGCAAGGAUUGUAGCAGUUAUGGAUGAAGACUUGUUCACGUGGAAAGUUUUCACUUGAGCGCAAGGAAACUGCGGUUUUCACCAAAGCUUGGAAAAUUAUUCUGUAGAAUCGUUAUGGCGACAUUGCUUCUCUAUAUGGCUGGUUUUCAGCUGUUAUUUCUCUGGAAGCCCUUAAUUGUUGAAGGCAGUAAUUCAUCAGCAUUGUCCAGCAAUGCAUCAAGUCUAACAUCAACUAAUGGAGUUGGUAAUCAGUUGGCGGUAACUAAUGCAACUAACACCUCUAGUAAUCCAGCUGCAUUAAAUUCUACCCAUGCACCAACAACUCACGGGUUAACGACAAGGACGAUAGGAGGAAUUCUGGUGAAUGCAGGAAAAGGAUCGUCAGCCCCUAUUACUCCAACAAAGGAUGAAAAUAGUGUCUCGGAGAAACCAGAAAGUACCAAGCCAGUUGUUAGGGUAGUUUCAUCUCCUGCGAACCGAAUUGAUGAUGGAGCUGAUAUUCCUUUCUGGGUUUAUAUCCUCAUUGGUGUUGGACUCAUCUUUAUUAUUGCUAUAAUAGCGUGUGUUGUUUAUGCAAAGCUGGACAGAUGGAAAAACCAUGGCUCAUAUAUGGUUUGGGAUGACAAUGAGCUGGAGCUAAGCCCUGCUUUCACAAGGGAAUCUGAAUUUCUUCUUGAUAAUUUGGCAACUAACCAGGAGCCAGGAACUCCGGAACUCCAAAUAUAUGAGAUUCCAUUGGACUCACUUGGGCAUCAACGGGUGUACAUCGGAACAAAGCGUAUUGCACCCAAAACUGAUGAAUGUAAGGAGGCUGUAAGGUUUACUAGAAACAAGAAGUCAAGAAAGAGGGAUGGACUUCAAGGCAACACACUUCCCAGAACUGGCAGAAGAGAUCAUAUUUAUAGCUCAGUCAAUGAUGAAGUGACCAGCACCUUGAGUGAAGGUGAUCUCUUUGAAGGUAGGAAUGUAAAUGGCCAUGCUGUACCUGCAGUUUUAUUAUCCAGUCAAAACUUGGGCAAGAGCGGUUCCUUGAAACCAAUGAUCAGUGGAUCGCCUUCUCCUGACGAAUUUGAAAGGGAGAUGAGAUCUUUAACUCUGGGUUCUCGAACGAAAAGUGUAUCUAACAUAUUCCAGAAUAGACCUCUUCCUCCCGCUCCGAGUAAACGCUUCUCAAAGAGUCUUGACCGUCUCCGUUUCUUUGAAGCGCUGCCAAACAGCAGAGGAAAAGUCAAGACGUUUCCAUCCCAUCACAAGUCACCUCCCAUACGAGCACAUCCAGUGUUGGUAAAAUCGUCGAGCUUUGGAGGAACGUUUAACAAGAUAAUCAGUGGAUCAAUAUCGCAGCCGCCUGUACCACCACCAAGGAAGAAUUCCGUGGACGUCCGAGAUAAAUCGGCGACAAUCGACGUGAGUCACUUCAGGAAAACCAACCUGUGUCACAGGCAUUCCAAGUCGUUGGACACUCUUCUUCUCCUUAGAGACAUAAACUGGACAGCUUUUGAUGUCGAUAUCUACCACUCCUACGAAAGUGUACACGGUAGCCAGCUGGGAGAGAAUAACAACACUAAAGAACCAUCAUAUGCUAGUGUGAGCAGUGACGAAAAACCGCCCUCGAGUCACGAAAGCAAUGGAAGAGCCAGCACCAUGUCUGGGAGUCCCAUUGAUAGUGACACACCUUUAGAUGAUGGCGACGAGGAUCAUCCUUACGCCAGUGUCAGCGAAGAUGAAAGAUCGAAGACUGGGAGUUUUAAUGGAUCUGAUCAGCGCUAUUCAAACCGUGAAAGUGAUGUGAGAGAUAGCGGGGUGUCAUCUGGCCUUCUUGAGCCUGACAGUGACCCUGCAUCACCCUAUGCUUCAGUACGAAUCAGUCAAAUUCCAGGAUUGGUCACUUCUCAGUAUCGCCCUUCAUUAGGUACAGACAGCGACUACAAUGGUGAGGUUUUGGAGAAGGAGAAUUCUGCUUCAAGUAUAGGUACUUGCAAGGAUCUUAGAGACUGUGACGAUGCAAAGCGAGCUAGUACUCACACAUAUCUGGAAGUUCUCCCUGACAGUGGUAGAGAGAGUGUAAUAUCAGAAGCAAACUCAGGCGAUAAACAAGAUGACAAGCGGGCUAGCACUCAUACAUAUUUGGAAAUUCUUCCUGAUAACUGUAGAGACAACGCAAUGCCAGAAACAAGCUCAGACAAAAAAGAUGAAAACGUCAAGCGAGCCAGUACUCACACAUAUCUGGAACUUCUUCCUGAUAACAGCAGAGACAGCGUGAUAUCUGAAACGAGUUCGGGUUAUGCACGCCCAAUAGACGUCGUUACAAGUAAACCAGAGAACUCUGAUAACACCCAUUUGAAUAAUGAAAGGCGCACAAGUUUGACUGAUCUUGAGAUACCCAAUGAGAGAUCUGGAACGCUAGAAAGUACGGACAGUGGUAAUGGAACUCUUGAACAGUGCUCCGCAUCGAAUUCCAGUUCUAUCGCGAGAAAAGGAAACAUUCCUUUGGUUUCAGACAGCUCGCAGAGUCACAGAGGAGGAAUGACUGACUCAAUUGCGGACAGUGCGGUCGGUGCAAAUCCUCGGCGAAUAUCACAACUGUCAUUUGAGGGAUUUCAGGAUAACGACGAAGAUUGCGAUGUCGCUGAUACAAAAUGGGAACCUAGGGACAGUGGUACAGGCGAACUCAUCUAUGACAAAUCAGGCUUCACUGGAAACUUGAGAAGUCAACGUGAUAGCGAACGGUCAGCACCAGUGAACAGUGGCCCUGAUGUGAAUGUUAAUGUACAAACGCUUCGCCUGCAAGAGGCUCGUCACACCGAUGAAUUCUUUGUCUAGGUACUUGGCUGUUUAUAACAGUGUUAAAUGCAACUAAUGAAUUAAUCAUGUAUGCAAAUCUUACUGUACAGUACAGAAAAGCAAGUUAGUGGACAACCGUCGCUGAAGUGUUUUCGUAGUUACAGUGCCGGUGUUUUCGUAGUAAGCACGUGCAGUGGAGAAACGGCAAACUGAAGGAUUUCUUAACCUGUCAGUGACACAAGCUACUCUGAAGGGCAAUUUCGACUUCAUAACAGGAGGGGAACUAAUGGCUAUGACCUUCAUUCCACACACUGUUGGGUCGUUCUACCACUGAGCUGCAGGCAACUCGUGGGAGCGGGGCCAGGUAACUUGAAGGUUCAAAUGAAGUAAACCUUCUGCUCACUGCCGGGAUCAGUGAGAACGUGUGGAAAGAAUUGGCAGUGGUGGGUACCUUGUGUCACUUACUGAAAAUGAUUUUUUUUCAGUCGCACGUAGAAACUAAAGGUUUUAUUCAACCCCAAAACUCAACUGAAGUAGUUCGACGGACUUUUCAAAGACCUAAGCAGAUAGAUUAAAAGUUACAAGUAAGUAUAGCCCAUAUAUAUAGAAUUUGCAUUAAAUAAUCUCUGUGCGAGGGACUAGAUACUAUAAAAGGGGCCAAGGAAACACUCAAGCAAGUGAUCAAGAGUGAUCGGGAAGUUCUUUUGUGAACUUUUUAAAUUUGAAGGACUAAACAUGCGACUGGUUCGUAUAUAGGCGUAGUAUCGAGCUGGACUCAUUGCUGAAUGUGUAUCGUGUUUGAGUGUCGCCUGGCCCUUUUGGGAAUCUACCGGAGUCAACCGAACUUUCCACUACAUAGAUAUCAGUCUCUUAAAUACUGUUUUCGGCACUGGUUGCCAUACAUCUUGUUUGGUGUUGAAAAGAGUUAAUACGUCAAGAUGUUACGUUGAAUGGAUUUUCAUUAUUCUUAAGGGGAAAUUUGAUUAGUCCGGGUCAAACUCUUUUAACGAGAGGCUUUAUUUAAGCUUGUUUCUGUAAAAUAAAUUUAAAAGUAUCCAGAAAUCAAAGGUUCGUUUGAUUGUUUUUGAACGAAGCUUCAUUGAGAAUGACGAGCACUGUAGAAUUUUUACUGUUGGCUCACGGGUGAUGUUUAUGGUAAAGAAUCCAUUUGUUAGACAAAUGUAUCAAAAAAGGAACAAAUAUUUUGACAGUUAUGAAAGGUAGAGCGCCAAGAGCGAAUAAACUGGGUGAGGCUGGCUAAAUGUGUGUUCAGUUUCUGAUUUCAUAAGCUUAGUUGCUAUUUGCUCAGUUUCUUCAACUGUAAGUCUCGAAAAAAGAGCGUUUUAAUACGUUUAGUGUAAACGUGUCUAAUUAAUAAACUUACAGGGAGAUGUCA